AUGAAUGUCACUGGUCAUUUCAUACCAACCCUUUUCAUUUUUCCUCGGAAGAAAAUGGAUAAGAACGGUCGCUUGAUGAUAGGAGCUCCACCAGAGAGUAUUGCUAUAACUCAAGAGAGCGAAUGGAUGAACGGUGAGGUGUUCUUCCAAUGGUUGCAACAUUUUAAACAACAUGUUCAGCCAACAGAAACAAAUCCUGUCCUCUUAAUUUUGGAUGGCCACGCUAGUCAUAAGGAGCUGGCAGUUAUAAAAUAUGCACAUAAUCAUAACAUUCAUAUACUGAGCACACCACCUGAUACAACUCAUAAAUUGCAGCCGUUGGACAUUUUUUAA
Molecule: messenger RNA, 333 nt
Organism: Parnassius apollo (apollo)
Lineage: Eukaryota; Metazoa; Arthropoda; Insecta; Lepidoptera; Papilionidae
Source: the annotation of a GenBank genome assembly